Messenger RNA from Hirsutella rhossiliensis, 510 nucleotides. RefSeq lists its product as uncharacterized. The record is from RefSeq and is a predicted model, not a curated record. The coding region runs from base 1 to 510 and encodes 169 amino acids. The transcript has 4 exons. Lineage: Eukaryota; Fungi; Ascomycota; Sordariomycetes; Hypocreales; Ophiocordycipitaceae.
AUGUCAAACUUGCGCGCUGCCAGCCCUUCCACGACACACGCUUCCGGCUGGCACUUUAAGAGAUCGGGCAGCGUCAAGGGCGACGACUCACUGGACCUUUGCGGCCCAUUGGAAGUAUUGGGGAGCGUCAAAUCUGGGCGCAGCAUCAAUCUCCGGGGAGACUUGGUUGUGCGAGACGACAUCGAUGCGUAUGGCGACAUCACCAUGGACGGCAGCGUCAGCUGCGGAGGCUGUAUCCGGGCUUACGGCAACAUCUCAAUCACCGGGUACUUGUCUUCAAGCGGGAGCAUCAAGGGAUACGGGAAGCUCAAAAUUGACGGAACGCUCGAGGGCCAAGAUUUGGAAGUCUACGGGAACCUGAGCAUCACUGGAUACCUAAAAUGCCGAACGCUGGUAGUCUUCGGCUCACUGUCGCUGAUUGGGCCCAGUUCCACCUACAUGGUUGAGGAAUCGGAGCAAGUGGCUGGUGCCAAGCUGAUGCGAGAGCAGGAGGCAGACUGGGAUUUCUAA